Messenger RNA from Poecile atricapillus (Black-capped chickadee), 438 nucleotides. Its product is annotated as feather beta keratin-like. Gene Ontology annotation, cellular component: intermediate filament. The transcript has 2 exons. The coding region runs from base 1 to 438 and encodes 145 amino acids. The record is from RefSeq and is a predicted model, not a curated record. NCBI's taxonomy places the organism in Eukaryota, Metazoa, Chordata, Aves, Passeriformes, Paridae. Gene Ontology annotation, molecular function: structural constituent of cytoskeleton.
AUGCCCCAAGGCCACAGGACAAGGCUGUCCCACCCCUCCAGAACCAACAUAAAAGCCAGCCAAGUACCUCUGUCCCUCACACACUUCUCCUCACGCCUCUCUCUUCCAGGGACCCUCCACACCACACCCAUGGCCUGCAACAACCUCUGCCAACCCUGCGGACCCACCCCGCUGGCCAACAGCUGCAACGAGCCCUGUGCCCUGCAAUGCCAGAACUCCAGCGUCAUCAUCAACCCCUCCCCUGUGCUGGUCACCCUGCCUGGACCCAUCAUGACCUCCUUCCCCCAGAACACCGUCGUCGGAUCCACCUCCUCAGCUGCUGUUGGCAGUGAACUCAAUGCCCAGGGACAGCCCAUCUCUGGUGGAUUUGGCUUCGGCCUUGGCUACGGGCUGGGAGGCCUGGGCUGCUAUGGCAGAAGGGGCGGCUACAUCUGCUAA